AUGGUGGCCACGGGUGUCUAUGAAGUGCAGGAGAGUGGGCUACAAUGGAAACACAACAUCCAGCAACAACGGGAGAAUGAACCUGGGACACCCCAAGAGUUUCUGGACAAUUUCAGUCAAAAUUUCGAAAUGCGAGUAUUGGAACGACCGUCCGAAGAUCACCUGAUUCUGGAAUUCAACCAUGUAGAUGUUUCCUUUGUCAAUGCCUUGCGACGAAUUCUCUUAUCGGAAAUUCCGACAGUGGCGAUCGAAAUGGUGUACAUGUGGAUCAAUACCGGUAUCAUUCACGACGAAGUUCUGUGUCACCGACUGGGGCUCAUUCCAAUCUACUUUGAUCCACGACGACUGCAAUCCAUGGAGGAAACCGAUGGGACUGCCGAGGCAGGAGCACCCACGGAUCGGAAUACGAUUGUCUUUCGAUUGAAUAUUAAAUGCACAGCGGAAGAUGCCCAAGAGGACAAGAAGAAACAUCAGAAAUCGGCCGCUGCAGACGACGAUAGUGACGACGAAGGUGUGGUACCCAAGAGCGCCCAUCCUGCCUUGGAGGAAGCUACCACAGCCGCUGCCAGAGCCAAGGCCAAGGAAAAUAGCAAAAAGAUUCCAAAACGACCGUACACCAAGCAUGUGUAUUCGGGAGACAUGGAGUGGGUCCCACAAGGAGAUCAGGCAAAAAGGUUGGAAGAUACAGAUGUUAGGGUGGUCCACGAUGACAUUUUGAUUUGUAAAUUGCGGCCAGGACAAGAAAUUGAGCUAGAAGCUCAUGCCAGAAAGGGAACUGGCAAAGACCAUGCCAAGUUUUCUCCCGUGGCAACGGCGUCGUACAGAUUGUGCACCGAAAUCACACUGUUGGAGCCAGUCUAUGAUGAAUUGGCAGAAGAAUUGGUUCAUCUAUAUGAACCGGGUGUCUUUGAACUGGUCCCAAGUGACGAACCAGGGACACGCGUCGAGGCCAAAGUCUGCAACCCAUAUGCCUGUACCAUGUCUCGCAAUUACAUGCGCAAUCCACAGCUGGCCAAAGCCAUCAAAAUGGUCCGCAUCCCAGAUCGAUUCAUCUUCAGUAUUGAAAGUGUGGGACAUUACAAACCAGCUGUGUUGCUAGGACAAGCACUCAACAUUCUGCAAGGCAAAUGUCGACGAGUACAGGAUCUUGCGGAUCAAGCAAUGGGACGCUAA
Seminavis robusta is the source of this 1173-nucleotide messenger RNA. NCBI's taxonomy places the organism in Eukaryota, Bacillariophyta, Bacillariophyceae, Naviculales, Naviculaceae. The record is from the annotation of a GenBank genome assembly.